AUGGAGGCCCGCGAUGAUGCUACUAGCGGCAGCAACGGCGACGAUGGCAACGAGUCUGAUGAUUCCAUAGCCAUGCCAGCGUCGAAUGUGCAGGACGAAAAUCAGGACUCCGAAAGAGUAGAAGUCAACGAUACGUCUUCUUCCAUGUUCUCCAAUCAGCACAGUUUCAAUAGUCGCAUCAUGUUGAAAAUUCUUCGUGAUCAGCAGCAACCACAACAACGACAACGACAAGACAGUGAAAGAAUUGAGGAAAGCAAGAGAGAAGAAGAAGAGGAGGAGACUGCCAAGUCCCUAGCACUACAUGUAGAAUCCACCGACGAACCUGACGACGUUGUGCCGGUUCCUGCUCUGCACACAAGUACUAUUACGAAUAUUAUGAAUACGAAUUCUAGUAGUGGAGACCCACGUCGCGUGCGUCUGAGGCCACCAGACGAUGUGAGCAUCAAGGACCGAUCUGCCAUGGAAGCCUUGAGAGCCAGUCAGACUCCUGGUGCCAUUCGAGUGGCCGGAAUUGACGGAGCUCCCCCCCAUGCUAGACGAAGACGAAUCGGGGGUUCUAGCCGUUGGCGAAAACAGCAAUGCCCGAAACCUCGCCUCUGCUGCUAA
This is a messenger RNA of Seminavis robusta, 606 nucleotides long. Lineage: Eukaryota; Bacillariophyta; Bacillariophyceae; Naviculales; Naviculaceae. The record is from the annotation of a GenBank genome assembly.